This is a messenger RNA of Cryptomeria japonica (Japanese cedar), 844 nucleotides long. RefSeq lists its product as uncharacterized. The record is from RefSeq and is a predicted model, not a curated record. Lineage: Eukaryota; Viridiplantae; Streptophyta; Pinopsida; Cupressales; Cupressaceae. Bases 213 to 524 code for a protein of 103 amino acids. The transcript has a single exon.
UAGUUUCAUUAGCUUGUUGAGCGGCCGGCCUUCCGAAUCUUCUUUGUCUUGCAUGUUUAUCUACGACCGCCAUUAAAUCCCGAAUUAUUCUCGUUUCUCAGAACACCAUUAUUUCUAUUAGCCCUUCUAUAUUAUUUGUUCUCAGAUAAUUCAAGUUCCGGCAUAGAAUCCUAGGAAUAAGAAAUUCUAGAAGUGUUUGUUUUAGAGGAAGUAUGGAAGGAUUACUGCCUUAUAUUUACAGAGCCAUUGUUCAGCACAGGGAAAUUGGUGGGCAGGAAAAUGGCCUUCCAUUGGCUUCUCCAGGCGAAUCACAGAGGAUUUUAUUGGAUUCUGCAUACAUGAGACUUCCAGGUGAUUCGGGAAGGUUUUCUUCUGAGUUAAUGGCGGAGGCCAUUCUCUCUUCCCACAACACCAAAAGUAAUAUACCCAGCAGUCAGAUCUCCAAGAAAAUUUCUUCGGGGAAUACCCAUGUUCGAUUCCCUCCCUCACCUGUGGUUCUCCCACAGCAACUGAAGGGAAUGUGAAAUGAAGAUCAAAUGCAGUGUGGUGAAUCUGACCUGGUUUUAAAAUGAAAUCAUGCCAGAUCAAUUGAAGUCUGUUAUAGAAUAGAUUUUCUUUGUGUGUGGGUUUCUUUGAAUUUUUUUGUAUAAGAGUGGAAGAGAGUUUUAAGUUCCUUGUAUAGUAAACCACCUGGCACAAGUGCUGGGAUUCAUCUCUGUAUCGCCAUUAUUAUUUCAAAUGUUUCUGUAUAAAUGAAAGUGAAUUUAAGUGAAAUGAAGAGCAAAUGGAGUGUGGUGAAUGUGACUUGGUUUUAAAAAGAAAUCAUAGCAGAUCAAUUGAAAUC